Molecule: messenger RNA, 1274 nt
Organism: Syngnathoides biaculeatus (alligator pipefish)
Lineage: Eukaryota; Metazoa; Chordata; Actinopteri; Syngnathiformes; Syngnathidae
Product: coxsackievirus and adenovirus receptor homolog
Exons: 2
Coding region: 98-1042 (314 amino acids)
Source: RefSeq, a predicted model, not a curated record
CAUUAUUUGCGUCAUCGUUUGAUAUCUUUGAUGCCUUUAUCUAAUCCCCCUAUAAAAAAAUUCUGCACACUUUACUGUGAAUUCAUGCCAACCCACAAUGAAGUGUCUUGCUCUUGUUGGAGUGCAUUGUCUUGAGCCUUUGGAAAAGUUGACCAGUGUGUACAAAGCAACGAUACGGUGCAUCCUUUGGUAUUUCGUCCUCAUGGGAGUGCUUUGCAGCAGCGGUCCAGCGAGGGCUCUGGAGAUCACCAUGAACAGUAACCACUACCACACCGCCAGGGGGUCAAAUGUCAAGCUGGCCUGCUCCUACACUCACAACAUGACCACCACGCAGUACACGGAGAUCACGUGGAGUAUUGUGUCUGUGACAGAAGAUGAAAGGCACGUCAUUUGGUUUACUGAUGGGCACUUGACUUCUGAUAUGGACAAAGCACUGAAGGGGAGGGUCCGUUUCACAUCAUCUGAUCCGACAAAUGGAGAUGCUUCCAUCAUCAUCAAAGAUGUUCGUCUCUCAGACUCCGGGUCGUACCGGUGCUUUGUGAAGAAAUUACCUGAUCUGGACUUUAAGAGCGUGGACCUAACUGUCAUGGAACUCCCCAGUCAGCCUCAGUGCAGUGCUGGCAGGGAAUUUGCAGGAAGCUCCGGCAUGACUCUGAGAUGCAGAUCCUCACACGACAACAACCCUUUGAGGUACGCCUGGACCAAGGCCAGUGGAAAUCUAGUGAUGCCUCCUAAUGCCGUCGUGGAUCCUGUGGUAGGCACCUUGCGUAUGGACAAAAUCUCCGAGCGGGACUGUGGGAUUUAUCGCUGCACGGUGAAGAGCAUGGUGAACACCAACUACUGUGAUGUUGUCCUCAAGUGUCCGCCGCUGUCCCAACAGCACACCGAAGUUGACAGUCCGCAGCCACUGACAACCAGCGCAGUCUCCUCCAUUGCUGUCUUAGUCACCCUCUCUGUGCUCGGCCUUGUUGCCGGUGCCGCUGUCUUCUUUUGGCGCAGAAAAAAGACGUUUGUGGUCCGCGAUGACACACCGGAUGUAUAAUAGAUGUUUUCUGCUGGGCUUUGUUUUUUUUUUUUUUGUUGAUCGAUUUCUCUUCCUACUUUUUUAUGAGGUUAUCUUUGAAUUUUUGACUGCAGCAGCAUUUCAAUUUGAAUUUGAAUUCUUUCAAUUGUGUAAUUUUGUAUACAUUAUUUUAUUUAAAAGUGUGGAAAUGUAAUUUUUAAUGUUUUAGUAAGUGUUGAUACAUUUGGAAAUAAAAGCCAGAAAAUGGAAA